Cuscuta epithymum is the source of this 2866-nucleotide messenger RNA. Lineage: Eukaryota; Viridiplantae; Streptophyta; Magnoliopsida; Solanales; Convolvulaceae. The record is from the annotation of a GenBank genome assembly.
AUUCAUAGAGCACAUAACUUUAAAUCCGUCACUCAAACUCACACUCGCAUCACCCCUCUCUCUCUCUCUCUCCAAGCCACUUUAUCUUUUUUUCCUGCUUUUUCUUGACAGUCUUUACCCCCCACAAUAGCUUACUUAAAUCUUGUUUUUCUUCAUCUCGAUCAUUGGUUUGCUCAUACUCCCCCACCAGUCUGAUCGAGCAGGCAAAGGCCCAGCCUUUGCAUUUUUUGGCUGAUUUCUUGAAGACCCUUUUGCAGUUUGAGCGAAAAGUCCAGGCCGGGAAGAGUGGUGGGUGGAAAUGACGGCCCCUAAACCUGAAGAUAUCAGUUACCUUCCCAUGGACCAACUUCAGGGUUUAGAGUACUGCAUUGAUUCCAAUCCUUGUUGGGGGGAAGCAAUAGCCCUGGGAUUUCAGCAUUAUAUCAUGGCAUUAGGCACUGCAGUGAUGAUUCCAUCAUUUCUAGUUCCUAUGAUGGGUGGAGAUCAUGGUGACACAGUGAGGGUGGUGCAAACUCUACUUUUUGUGCAAGGGAUUAAUACGAUUCUCCAAACAUUGUUCGGAACAAGAUUACCUACUGUUAUGGGCGGAUCAUGGGCAUUUUCGGUUCCCAUUAUUUCCAUCAUUCGUGAUUCUUCCUUCACCACCAUUGCUGAACCUCAUGAAAGAUUCCUCAACACGAUGCGGGCAAUACAGGGUGCACUUAUAGUAGCUUCUAGUGUGCAGAUUAUAUUGGGGUAUAGUCAGCUUUGGGCUAUUUUUUCAAGGUUUUUCAGUCCACUUGGAAUGGUCCCAGUUGUUGCAUUGCUGGGGUUUGGACUGUUCGAUAAAGGAUUUCCAGUGGUUGGGCAAUGUGUUGAAAUUGGUGUUCCUAUGUUCAUCUUGUUUGUUGCCUUCUCUCAGUACUUGAAGAACUUUCAGUUCAGGAAACAUCCAGUAUUGGAACGUUUUGCUCUAAUUAUAUCAGUGUCAAUGAUUUGGGCUUACGCACACCUCCUCACUGCCGGUGGCGCUUAUAAGCACCGUCCAGUGGCAACUCAGCUUCACUGUCGCACCGACCGAGCCUACCUCAUUUCUUCCGCCCCAUGGAUUAAAAUUCCAUUUCCACUUCAGUGGGGUGCCCCUACUUUCGAUGCUGGUCAUACUUUUGGAAUGAUGGCUGCUGUGUUUGUUUCCUUGAUUGAGUCAACUGGAGCUUAUAAAGCGGCAUCUCGUCUGGCAAGUGCUACACCACCUCCAGCUCAUGUUCUUAGUCGUGGUAUUGGUUGGCAGGGGAUUGGGAUCCUGUUGAGUGGACUUUUUGGGACAGUUACUGGAUCAUCAGUUUCAGUAGAAAAUGUGGGUCUUCUUGGAAGCACUCGUGUUGGUAGCCGCAGAGUUAUUCAAAUCUCAGCAGGCUUCAUGAUCUUCUUCUCCAUGUUAGGGAAAUUUGGAGCCUUGUUUGCAUCAAUACCAUUUACAAUAUUUGCAGCUGUAUAUUGUGUGAUGUUUGGCCUUGUGGCUUCAGUGGGGCUGUCAUUCUUGCAAUUCACAAACAUGAAUUCGAUGAGAAACCUCUUCAUUGUGGGUGUUUCGCUCUUCCUGGGCUUGUCCAUUCCCCAGUAUUUCAGGGAAUACACUGCCACCGCUGAUCAUGGCCCUGCACACACCAACGCCGGAUGGUUCAACGAUCUCCUCAACACAGUGUUCAUGUCGUCCCCCACAGUGGCACUGAUGGUGUCGGUGUUUCUGGACAACACACUUGACUACAAAGACAGUGCUAGAGACAGGGGGAUGCCUUGGUGGGCAAAGUUCAGAGCAUUCAAAGGGGAUAGCAGGAACGAGGAGUUCUACACCCUCCCUUUCAACCUCAACCGCUUUUUCCCACCGUCCUGAUCAUCCAUCCCACAUUUUUCAUGACACAGAACCAACUUUCUGAAAAGCAUAGUGUAUUUAUGAUUGGUUGAUCCCGUUGAAGAAAAGGAAAUGUGCUGUUCUUUAGUAGCUGAUCUUCUUCUUCAAGAUGGAAAAUUCGAUGUAUAAUUUACAUUAAUUGAUUCUUAAUGAGUGAAUGGAAAGGCAUUUUCAGCCUUCUCCGUUCCCUAGUUUUUUUCUUUUAGACCAUUUUCAUUUUCACCCUAUAUUUCUUUUUUGGUAAGCAACCUAUAUUUUUUAGGAAAAUUGUCAAAUAGGUACUCGAACUUUCAUAAAAAAAGUCAAUUAAGUCCUUCUAUAGGAGACUCUGUCCGGUCGUCGCGAUUUGGGUCGGUUCCCGGUGGAAUUUUUUCAUGAAAUUUUUUAAGCAUCUUAUUCAUCAAGUCUAGUUUACUCAUACCAAAUUUCAGCUAAAAAUUCAAUUGAGAACACAUUCAAAUUAAUUCUUGAAGAUAACUGCGCAUUUUUGCGUUCUCGAAUUAAUUUGAAUGCGCUCCCGAUUAAUUUUUUAGCUGAAAUUUGGUAUGAGUAAACUAGACUUGAUGAAUAAGAUGCUCGAAAAAAUUCAUCAAAAAAUUCCACCGGGAACUGCCCCAAAUCGCGACGGCCGGACAGAAUCUCCUAUAGAAGGACUUAAUUGACCUUUUUAUGAAAGUUCGAGGACCUAUUUGACAGUUUUCCCUAUUUUUUAUAACCUUAAAAGAUAAUUACAUAUUUAUGAUUAUAACUUAUAAUUUAUAUUCAGUUUUUAUACUUUCACAUUUGUAUUUUAUGAAAUAAUUAAUAAUCUUUAAUAACAGUUUAAUCAUCAAACCCGUCUCAAACCCGUCUCCUUUCUAUCUUCCCUUUUCUUCAUUUUCAUUUCUUUAUUUAUCAUUGUACUUAACUCUCUUCAUGCUCUUUCUCUUCAUUUAUUUAGAUGCCAAUCACAUUAAUCUCACAACUAACUUUUGU